AGAGAGAGAUAGUGAGGAGGAGGGAGAGGACACUUUAUUAACUUUUUUAUGAUGCACGCAUCCAUGGCAGAAUAGAGAGGGGGGAAGGGUACAGAUUACUCUCUGGCGAAGACACAAGGGGUGUGGAAGACAAGAAACAAGAGAUUAGAACCAGAAACCAGAAACCAGAAACCAGUAACCACCACCAACUAGAACCUCUUCAAACUCAAACCAGAGGAGAGAGAGAUAGAGUUAAAGAUAUGAGCUGAACUUAAGCUGUGGAACAAGCUCUCAGAUUUGUUGUGAAGUGAGAAGAAGAAAUAAGAAGAAGAAAAGGAAGAAGCUUUGGUUUGGAAAUGGUGGCCUGGGAAGAUAAAGAAGCACUCUUUACACGUAUUGGUGAAAUGGGUUCGUUUUGCUUGAGGUUUUGAGGCUGAUGGCACCCAAAGAGUGGCUUCUGGGUGUGAAUUUGAGAGGUCUGGAAAGCAAAGGAGGGACCUUGAGCUCUGCAAAUCUGGAGAGACCUUGCUAAAGUGUUAGUCUGAUCAAUCCUCUGUAUAAUAGGUUUGAAGUUAAGUUUGAGUUUGGUAAAAUUGUAAGAGAGGGAUGCCCUUUCAAUUUCAGCAACAGGGGAAGGGGGUCUUGGAAAUUACAGCGGCAUCAAUCUGUGACUGGAACCACCACAACAAGAAACAAGAGGAGCUUUUCAUCAACAACAGCUUCGUCAGCAACGAACCCACCUCUGUUCUUCAUAUGAGAAGAAGCCCGAGCCCACCCACUUCGGCUUCCACUCUCUCCUCCUCCUUUAACGGCGCCAACAACACUACCACCACGCCGCUCCUUCAGGAGACCUCCCCGGUGGGACCCGACCCCGACACGGCGGCGGCGCGCAGCAAAGAUGAGUGGGGUGCCUGCGAGCUUCAGUCCAUUCCCAGCGGCGGUCUGGAGGCCAUGACCGGAUCGGGCGGUGGGAGAUGCGGCGGUCUUGGGCUGGACGACUGGGAGACCAUGCUGUCGGAGACCGCGGCGUCCCCGGGCCAAGACCACUCGCUGCUCCGGUGGAUCUCGGGGGACGUUGACGACGCGUCGUUCGGGCUCAAGCAGCUGUUGCAGAGCGGGAACAACAACAACAGUACUAACUCUCUUGAGUUUGAUGGCAAUGCUGGUCUCGGAAGUGUUGAUCAAGGCUCCGGUUUCGACCACAUCGGAAGCAGCGUUUCCGGCCUCAAUAAUACAUUCUCCGGCGGUUCUUCUGGGUUCAACACUGUUAAUGGGAGGAUCGGUUAUGUCCCCAGCUCUUCUUCGCCGAUGAAUUACAAGCUGUUGAACAAUAACAGCAACCCGAAUUUCGCCAAUUCAGCGCUUCCGGUUUCGCUACCUCAUAAUGGAAUUGGUUAUCAGAACCAGCAACACCAAGACGAGAAGCCUCAGAUUCUGAACCCACAGCUGUUCAUGAACCAGCACCAGUCUCAGCUCCCUAAUCAGAAUCAUCCAAACUUUUUCGUGCCAGUGACUUAUGGUGGUCAGCAGGAGCAGCACUUUCUUCAGUCCCAGCCCAAGCGCCACAACCCAGGUGGCGGUGGAGGACUAGACCCGGGUUCUCAGAUCCACCAAAAGGUCCAGUUUUCCGAUCCGGGUCAUGAGUUUCUGCUCAGAAAGCAACACCUUCAGCAGCAGCCCCAUUUUGGUAACUUCCCUCCGGGAAUGCAGUUUCUUCCUCAGCCGAGGCCGGUGGUGGUGCCGAAACAGAAGGGGGGAGGCGAAGAAAUGGCGGCGGCAGCUGCAGCUCACCAGAACCAGCAGCAGCAACUGCUGCAGCAUAGUUUGCUGGACCAGCUCUAUAAGGCCGCAGAAAUGUUAGGUACUGGGAACUUUUCACACGCGCAGGCGAUAUUGGCGCGGCUCAAUCACCAGCUCUCCCCUGUUGGAAAGCCCCUUCAGCGGGCUGCUUUCUAUUUCAAGGAGGCUUUGCAACUCCUCCUCCUUAUGAACAACCCAGCAACCCCUCCUCCACCGAGAACCCCGACCCCUUUUGAUGUCAUUUUCAAAAUGGGGGCUUACAAAGUCUUCUCUGAAGUGUCUCCAUUGAUUCAGUUUGUCAAUUUUACUUGCAACCAGGCUCUACUUGAGGCCGUCUCCGAAGCUGAUCAGAUUCACAUUGUUGAUUUUGAUAUAGGGUUUGGUGCUCACUGGGCCUCCUUUAUGCAGGAGCUUCCAUUAAGGAAUAGGGGUGGUACUUCCCCCUCACUCAAAAUCACUGCUUUUGCCUCUCCUUCUACCCAUCACACGGUUGAGCUCAGUCUUAUGCGUGAUAAUUUAACCCAAUUUGCUGAGGAGAUUGGCUUAGGUUUUGAGCUUGAAGUUGUUAACAUUGAUUUGUUGGACCAAAACUCAUACUCACUGCCAUUUUUCCACGCAAAUGACAAUGAGGCAGUUGCUGUGAAUUUCCCCAUUUGGUCUAGUUCGAAUCAGCCGGCAGCUUUGCCCAAUCUCCUUCGCUUUGUGAAACACCUCUCCCCAAAGAUUGUGGUGUCUUUGGAUAGAGGGUGUGAUAGGAGUGACCUUCCAUUCCCACAGCACAUUCUGCAGGCCCUCCAGUCCUACAUAAAUCUCUUGGAAUCUCUUGAUGCGGUAAAUGUAACUUCGGAUGCUGUGAACAAAAUUGAGAGGUUCCUCCUCCAGCCUAAGAUUGAGAGCACUGUUUUGGGGCGUCUUCGAACUCCUGACAAAAUGCCCCUUUGGAAAACGCUUUUUGCCUCAGCUGGUUUCUUCCCAUUAUCCUUCAGUAACUUCACAGAGACUCAGGCGGAAUGUGUGGUCAAGAGGAGUACAGCAAGAGGGUUUCAUGUCGAGAAGCGUCAAGAGUCACUUGUGCUAUGCUGGCAGCGUAGAGAGCUCAUCUCAGCUUCAGCAUGGAGGUGCUGAUCAGGAGCAGCAUUUUGAGACGAGCAGAGGGAGGUUGGUUUUUUUUGCAACUCACAAUUUAUGGCAGAGGUUUCCAGCUUACUCUACCCUUAUAAUAUGUCAAUAAGUAUUGAACUAUGUUCUGAAUUGGCACCUCUGUUAUGACUUAAUCCUUGUGGUCCAUUGUCA
Molecule: messenger RNA, 3072 nt
Organism: Argentina anserina (silverweed cinquefoil)
Lineage: Eukaryota; Viridiplantae; Streptophyta; Magnoliopsida; Rosales; Rosaceae
Product: scarecrow-like protein 22
Exons: 1
Coding region: 586-2904 (772 amino acids)
Biological process (GO): regulation of DNA-templated transcription
Cellular component (GO): nucleus
Molecular function (GO): DNA-binding transcription factor activity; sequence-specific DNA binding
Source: RefSeq, a predicted model, not a curated record